Molecule: messenger RNA, 3001 nt
Organism: Armigeres subalbatus
Lineage: Eukaryota; Metazoa; Arthropoda; Insecta; Diptera; Culicidae
Exons: 6
Coding region: 689-1660 (323 amino acids)
Source: RefSeq, a predicted model, not a curated record
CGUUAGUUGGGCCGAGGUCGUGGCCCAACCAGCGAAUCGCGACUGUAUUUCAUCCACUACUCACAUGAAUCUUCAUUUUAAAACAGAUAACCCGUAAACUUUUUGAAUCCGAUUCAAAAUUCCGCAUUGAUACUCUUCUGCCUGUCCUUGACCGUGGAGGUAUUCCCGAUAAAAAUGCUCUUCAUCGUUUGACCAGGAUCGCUUGCCAGUUUUUGGAACAAAACAUUCGAGAGGGACACACGUGAGUAGGACCACUAUUUAUUCAAUUCCCUUUAUCGAAUGUAUACUUCUUGUUUUGCGAAACCCGGAUCAACAAACGCUAAGGUGCGGGCAGCUAUAGCCACCUUUUGGCUACCGAGAGGAGCUGGAUCGAAAAUACGGGUUUGCUUUCCCGAGGGCACAAUCGAGAAAGGAAACAUUUCACAAACAAUUUGUCAACUUCUUCCUGAUCGGUGAGAAACAGCAGUAUGUUGGGCAAAUGCAUGCCUAUACCAAAUAAGUCCGUCCCAGUAUCUUCGUUAUUUCAACAUUCCUCUCAAAAAUACUGAAGCACCGAUGAGGAAACUCAGCAAUUUCUUAUUUUUGUUUACAUUGAAGUAUACACGGAAAGAAAUACUUAUCAUUGUCUAAAAAGUUGCAGUGUAAUUAAAAACUAUGAUUUUUUAGAUAUCCAACUACUCAAGAGCAAAUGGAUGUUGCAAAAACGAUUAUUGCAGUGUUUCCACAACUUGAACAAACACGUAUCACACCUGAUGCACCUGACGAAUCUCUUUUUUUUUGGAGGAAUGGAGGCAAGGAGAAGGGACCAAAUACUGGACUCGUGUACUAUCGGAUUCGCAAUGUGAUCAAAGACUUACCCCCUGAACAUCGUAAGUUCAAACGAUCAAAGGCUGGAAAUGAAGUCGGACACUCCAUUUCAUCGGAAACCGUCGAAUGUGCUAAAAUGCUUGCAGCUAUCGAGUCAAUAAAAGGAAAUGCUAAGCAAAUUUGUGAAGGAAUGGCGACGUGUUUCGAGUUGCAUAAGCUUAUGCUGAUCGAGAAAAAAAACGCUCUAGACAUUCUUAACGUUUUUCCGCACUUCAUGUCUUAUGAUGGGCUUUUGAUUCAUCAGGCCUUCUCAAGACUUCACUCCAAAUAUAGUGAUGGGAUGAAUAUGAGAGCAGUGCUGGCCAAAUGUUUAAUGUAUUCAAGCACUAAAUUCUGUCAGGUUGAGGAUGAUCACAUUCGAGGAUGUCUGCGACUGAUGGCAAAAUUUCCUACACGUGGAAUUCGACGAAAGGCAGAUGGUACAAUCACUAUAACAGAGGAAGAGCUUGCGCACCCUAUCUUCCGCUGGAUGUCACAAGACGAAUAUGACACGCUGGAGGAAAAUUCCAGUCUCCUUAUUAUAUGCCUUGCAGAACCUCUAAAGAAGGGAAAAUGUAUCGUGACCUUUGGACGGCACAAAAUCGCGGAGGUGGAGCAUGCAGUUCAGGCUAUGGAAAUAUUUUUCAAAUGUUUUUCCAUUUUCGGAUUAACGGUCCCACAGCAGUUGAGAAUGUUAUAUGAUUUCGUGGCCUGCGUCGUUUAUGAAAUAAUACCGCACAGUCAGAAAUCAUCUGUAAACCGCGUGGUACAGUCAUUCAAGGAGGUAGCCGAAGCCGAAGAAUUUGACGACUAAUCGUUUGAUAUGAGUUUGAUCGGUUGUAAUAAGCUUCACUUUUUUAAAUAAAAUUUGAAAUAAAUCGAAUAUUUGCAGGUUCAUUAGUGGAAAUGUUUUUACUUGUACUUAUACUAGUUCAGUGGUUCAGUUAAGUCACUGAAGAAGGUCUAAUUGUUGAGGUACACUAGGGAGAAGCAAAGAUGUUGGUAAAUGUGGUUUACUACUGAGAAAUUGAACAAAAUUUCUAAAAUAUCUAGUAAACGGUUUUGGGAAUGUUCAUUCUAGUUAUUGCCUGGGAGGUUUUUUAGAUAAAAAAACGCCAAAGCCGCCUUUCCCCUGUUUUAUCACAGAUUUCAUUGAUACCAUUCCAAACCAGAAAGUAUGCAAUAUUGAGUAAAAUGUAAUCAUUUACAUUUCAUUAUUCAUUAGUAAAACUGAGUAGAUUUGAAUCAUUUUUUGACAGGAGAUAGUGUUUACUCAAAAUUGAGUGAAGUUCAGUUUACUCAUUUUUUGAGUUGUUCCACUUUUUCUGAAAAUGAGUGGUUUUUCACUCAAUUUUGAGUGGUUGCUUCAUUUUUGAUGAGAUGGAAAUAGGAGCUAUGGGAUGAAGUGCCGAACCGUUCCCCUACUUGUUACUGUACGAAGAACGGUGAAUGAUUAUGCGGGACGGCCGUUCGCCAUAACUGACAUGUGAUACCGAAGAUUCUUUGAUAUAAUAAUCAUACAGCACAACGCAAACUAGUGACCGAAUGAAUGACUAUUUUGACAGAACUGAAAGAAGAUAACUUGCGCAUUUUAAUUUCCGCUUUGUCCUUUAAUCAAAUCUUGAAAAAACUUAAGCCUUGCGCCAAGAUUAAUGAUUAAAGGAAAAGCUGAAAGUCGAAGAACUGCACUAGCAAUAAACGAAGGUAAAUUACAGAAAAAGCGAAUAAAAGCUUUGCUAUCAAGGUUUUCAACAAAUGGUAGGUUCAAAAAAUCAAUUGAAAUAAACAAAGAACUGCUUGCGUUUCGAAUAAGGGUAAAUUAUAGUAAGUGAAAACGAUAAAGUGAUGAAAUGAAUAGGGAAAAUGGAAUUUGUAGGUUUGUUGUUGCUUAUUGGUAUUAAUUACAAUCAGCGCCGUAGCGUGUGGUUGGCCGGGUUGGCCCGCCGACAUCAAGAAUUUCGCUACGGGGAAAUGAUCACAAACUUUACUCAAAAUAACUAGUUCAAAAUGAUUCAGAUUUAAGCUUUGAUCAUCAGAUUUCCUCGGUAAUCAACAAUUCCUUAAUAAACCGUUUGACUUCAGAAAGCCUUUAUCCAGAACGUCGGCUCAGAGGGCAGAUUUCCCUUAAGCUGGCAAGUUGCAUGAAACAGGUGUC